Triticum urartu is the source of this 852-nucleotide messenger RNA. Its product is annotated as adenine phosphoribosyltransferase 2. Gene Ontology annotation, biological process: adenine salvage. The record is from RefSeq and is a predicted model, not a curated record. Lineage: Eukaryota; Viridiplantae; Streptophyta; Magnoliopsida; Poales; Poaceae. Gene Ontology annotation, molecular function: adenine phosphoribosyltransferase activity. Gene Ontology annotation, cellular component: cytosol; cytoplasm.
CUGGUUUCCAAGGAUAAUAAAAACUACCCCUCCCUACGCUCUCACACUGCCUCCCUCCCGGCUACGUCCACCCGGCGCCUCCGCCCGUCUCCUCUGCUCGUGUUUAUUUAUACACACACGCGCACACCUUUCUCCCUAGCCACCACUACUCACUACUCAGAGGAAGGAAGAUCAAACGACGAAGCAAAGCAAAGCAAGCAUCGAGCGUCGGCGUCACGGGCAUGGGGGAGCAGGGCACCAGCGGCAGCGAGGGCGGCGGCAAGGUGGCGGAGGCGCAGGCGCCGGCCAAGAAGGGCGCCGCCGACCCGCGGCUCCAGGGCAUUUCCGACGCCAUCCGCGUCGUCCCGCACUUCCCCAAGCCAGGGAUCAUGUUCAACGACAUCACGGCGCUGCUGCUGCGGCCGGGCGUGUUCAAGGACGCCGUGGACUUGUUCGUGGAGCGCUACCGCGGCAUGGGCAUCGCGGCCGUCGCAGGCAUUGAAGCAAGAGGAUUCAUAUUUGGCCCCGCGAUCGCGUUGGCCAUCGGGGCCAAAUUCAUACCGCUGCGCAAACCCGGCAAACUCCCAGGUGCGGUGAUUUCCGAGAAUUAUACGCUCGAGUAUGGGACGGAUUGCUUGGAGAUGCAUGUUGGAGCCGUCGAGCCCGGCGACCGUGUGGUGGUCGUGGAUGAUCUGGUUGCAACGGGCGGGACACUUUCUGCAGCCAUAAAACUUCUUGAACACGCCGCAGCUGACGUUGUUGAGUGUGCAUGCCUCAUCGGACUCCCUAAGUUUAAGGAUUUCUACAAGCUCGAUGGAAAGCCAGUUUACAUACUGGUGGAGUCCAAAAAGUGAAAUGAUGAUGAUUGAUCAG